Molecule: messenger RNA, 1178 nt
Organism: Cryptomeria japonica (Japanese cedar)
Lineage: Eukaryota; Viridiplantae; Streptophyta; Pinopsida; Cupressales; Cupressaceae
Product: protein EXORDIUM-like 2
Exons: 1
Coding region: 88-1071 (327 amino acids)
Source: RefSeq, a predicted model, not a curated record
UUCAAAUCACUGGUCUGCAAAUAUUGUCUUAUUUGAUAGCUCAAAGGGGAUUUGGAGAUUUUCAGGGUUUAGAGUUUGUAGAGAGCAAUGGUAAAUUCGGGGUUUUUAAUGGCUUUGAGGUUUUUGUUUGUUGUCUGUGUUGUGGCUUUAAGUUGCUCUGCAGAGGCGAGAAAGCUUGAGGCUCUGGUGGAAGAAGAGCCGCUUGUUUUGACCUAUCAUAAUGGUCCUCUGCUUUCCUCAGCCCCCAUUGAUGUUCAUGUGGUCUGGUAUGGGAAGUUUACCGCUGUUCAGAGGUCCAUUGUGGCGGAUUAUUUGCAAUCUCUGGGAGCACAUUUGCACGGGAAGGCUAAGAUGCCGUCUGUAAAUUCAUGGUGGAAGACUACUGAAAAGUACCAAAUCGCUGCCUCGAAUCAUGCUGCUGUGAGCAUUGCGAGGCUGGGGAAGCAGAAGAUUGAUGAAACGUAUUCCCUUGGGAAAUCGUUGAAGAGGUCCGAUUUAGCUUUUCUGGUUCAGAGCUCUGUGAAAUCUGGAGCUCUGCCUUUGCCAGAGAAGAACAAUGCGGUGUAUUUGGUGCUUACAGCUGAGGAUGUUCUGGUUGAGGGUUUCUGCAUGAAUUCUUGUGGUUAUCAUGCCAAUGUUCUACCGUCUUCUACUGAUGGACAGAAGCUUCUUUCUUACGCUUGGGUUGGGAACUCUGUUACUCAGUGCCCUGGUCAAUGUGCUUGGCCCUUUCAUCAGCCUCUGUAUGGUCCUCAGUCUCCUCCUCUGAUUGCCCCAAAUGGAGAUGUGGGUAUUGAUGGAAUGAUCAUCAACAUUGCUACUGUUUUGGCUGGAGCUGUGACAAACCCAUUCAAUACUGGGUAUUUCCAGGGCGAUGCUGCUGCUCCAUUGGAGGCUGUUUCAGCUUGCCCUGGAAUAUAUGGAAAGGGGGCUUACCCUGGUUAUGCUGGGGAGCUUCUGGUCGAUGGCACAACGGGAGCGAGCUAUAAUGCCCAUGGACUCAAUGGGCGCCAGUUUCUGCUUCCUGCCAUGUGGGAUCCAGCAACCAAGUCAUGCAAGACAUUGAUAUAAACAAUUUUGCAGUAGGAUAGCCAAAGAGAUUAGAAGUAGAAAGAAGAUGGAACCUGCACGUAGUAAUUCUUUAUUCUUUAUACAAUGAUCGAAGCAAACUUUUGUUA